Chlamydomonas reinhardtii is the source of this 4657-nucleotide messenger RNA. RefSeq lists its product as uncharacterized. The coding region runs from base 783 to 3614 and encodes 943 amino acids. The record is from RefSeq and is a predicted model, not a curated record. The transcript has 22 exons. NCBI's taxonomy places the organism in Eukaryota, Viridiplantae, Chlorophyta, Chlorophyceae, Chlamydomonadales, Chlamydomonadaceae.
CGGCCCUCGCCUGCCCAGCACAUUUCACACAACAGGAGCUCUCGUGCCGCGCGCUGCAGCAGCGAACGGCGCCAAGGGAGCGAGCGUAUCCCAGCAGUAAGUCGGCUUCGCGAUUUUGGGAAUUUGGUCCACUGCGGUCUUGUCACAAACAGGCUUAGUCGUCAGGGAUUGGGUUCUGGUAAAUUGGGCUAUAGUUUCAGUGGCAGGCUGGGGCAACUCACUUUGUCAAACCGCUGCUGGUGGUCACGUGGGAAAGUGGGAUUUCAAGUUCGCUGUAGACUCAAGCCUGCAGCACAAACUAUUCUUCUAUAAACUCUCUGUUACUCGUCGGCAGUCCGACCGAUAAACUAGGUCUUUCCACCAAUAUUUCGUCAUUACGCAGACGAACCGCUGCGCCAGACGCAGGCCGCUACCUUCCGUAGGGUAGUGACUAGCUCGCUAAACGCAGCCGUAAAACCUUGGCCGCACUGGACCUGGGGUGCCUCACCACGCACUCCCAGUCCAGCGACGCCCACCACCCCUCACCACCACCCCUUCGUUCUCAUCACAUGGAUGGCACGCGGACGUUCGGCACAUCCCAAACGACCACUGCUCAAAGCUCACGUGUCGCAUACUCCUUUCUCCAUUUUGCAGUCGCUGAGCGAACUUUGCAGCGAAAUCCGCCCUGCUGCUCUCGGGGCGAGUGACACGUACGCCCCAAGCGCUGCUCCAACGAACACAGCAGACUGCUGCCGUGGCGCCAUCGCACGAAAUAACAUCAGCAGCUCGACCCACUAAGAGCCAUGUCUGACGACGGCACCGGCCCGCCGCUUCAGAAGCGAGGAUGCAUGGCGCGAUGCGAUGCGGCGGGCGACCGCGCACAUGCUUACGCGGAUUACAAGAUGGAGCGGUGGGGCCUGGUCUACCGGCAACGGCUGCUGGUCUUCCACAUGCUUGACCAGCUGAAGGAGCAGAUUAUGGCCAUCCUGCCCAUCUCCUUCCUGCUCAUCUUUGUGAUUGGCGCCUUCUUCCAGCAGACCACAAACUCGCCUGGACAGCAGGCAUUUGGCCUGGUGUGCGCCAUCUUCGGCCUGCUGUUCUUCAUGGAGGGGCUGCGUGUGUGCAUCAUGCCGCUGGGCGAGAUGGUAGGCCGCAGAUUGCCCAUGAAGUACCCGCUGUGGGUGGUGCUGGUGGUGGCUGGCGGGCUGGGCAUUCUGGUCACCUACGCCGAGCCCGCCAUCUCCUCCCUCACGCCCCUGGCCAAGUUGGUCGACAAGACCAAGGCGCCCUACCUCUACUACGCCCUCAACGACCAGCGGGAGAUGCUGGUGUUAUCCAUUGGUCUUGGCGUGGGAAUGGCGGCUGUGAUUGGCACCCUGCGCUUCGUGAAGGGGUGGCCCCUCAAGCCUAUCAUCUACGCGAGUCUGUGCCCCACCAUCGGCCUGGCCUGCUACAUGCAGUGGGGCAAUCCCGACCUUGCGCCGCUGCUGGGUCUGGCCUGGGACUGCGGCGGCGUCACCACCGGCCCCGUCACGGUGCCCAUCCUGCUCGCCAUGGGCAUUGGCGUCAUGAGCAGCCAGCGCCAAAAGCGGCUGGCCAAGGCGGCAUUGCAGAAUGCCGUUGACACAAACACGGGCCAGACGCUGGAAGGAUUUGGCGUCGUGACGCUUGCGUCCGUUUACCCCAUCCUGGCGGUUGAGCUGAUGGGUGUCUUCAUCAGCCUCACAAAGACCACCGAAGAAAUCAUCCAGUCCACUGAAGACAACAGUUCCGAAGCGGCGGUUGAUCAGUCGCCCGUGCGUGAGGUGCUGUUCGCCAUCCGCGCCAUCAUGCCGCUCAUCACCGCGCUGCUGCUGCUGGUGGUGGUGGUCAUUCGGGAGCCCAUCCCGCACCUCACGCCCUACACCGUGGGCCCCAACGUCCGCGGACCCGACGACAGCGCGCACGGCAGCGUCGUCUCCGCCAGCAGCGCCAACGACCUCUCGCACCAGGAAUCCCACCGCACUAACAACAAGAGCCUCAAGGCAGUGAGCAUAGGAGUGCCGUCUCUGGGCAAGGAGAGCCGCAGCCUUGCGGCUGGCAGCAGCACAUCCAUCCCGCUCACCACCGCCACCAGCGGCCUGGCAUACGGCACCCCCGAGGCCAGCAGCCACCAUCAUGCCGAGGAGGCAGCAGUGGCCGCCACGGGCGCUGUGGUGGUGGCCGCUGCGGAGGGUACGGGAUCCGGGAGUGACAGCGGCGGACACAGCAGCGGCAGUAGCCCCAAGCCAAGCAGCAGCCCCAAGCCCGGCCCCGUGGCGGAGGGCAGCGAGGAGCCGCAGCAGCAGCAGCAGCAGCAGCACACACUGGAGGCUGGGGUCCAUCCCGCCCCGCCGCCCAUGCUGUUGGCGCACAGCCCCAUGCCGCCGACACCGGCUGCGCCCGCGGAGUUGGGUGAUCCGCACGGUGGUGGUGAUGGUUCGCACGAUGCUGCCGGUGGUGGUGCUGGUGGUGAGGGCCCGCACAAAGAGACGCAGCUGCAGGCGCUGCACGGCAAGAUGGUAGAUGCCAUGAAGCAGGCCGCCACUGCCGCCACUGCGCCGGCGGUGGCGGGUGGCGAUGAUGGCGCCCGCGAUGAGACGGUGAUGGUGGUGACGCUGGAUGCGGACGGCAAGCCCGUUCAGGAGCCCUGGUGGCGGCGCUACGGCGGCCUUAUCGUGGGCGUCCUCAUGGCGCAGGGCGGCAUGAUUGCCUUCAACAUCGGCCUGACCUACGGCUUCACGGCUCUGGGCGACCAGGCCGGCACGCUGCUGCCAGCCGCCUACAUGGUUGUGCCGGGGCAGCCCGACUCGCCGUACUACUCCUACGUGGGCGGCAUUGUGCUCAUCAUGGCCGUCACCUUUUCGCUGGGCUUCAUGGCCACGCGUGCCGAGCCGGCCCUGCGCGUGCUGGGCCGCACGGUGCAGCACCUCAGCGGCGGCGCCUUCACCUGCUCCAUGCUGGUGUAUGCAGUGUCUGUGGGCGUGGGCUGCGGCAUGGCUGUGGGAUCUACCAAGAUUCUGUUCGGCGUGCCUAUCAUCUACAUCAUCCUGGUCAAAUACACAAUCGCGGUGGCCAUCACGGUCUUCAGCCCCGAGGACAUCACAAACAUCGCCUGGGACAGUGCCGGCGUCACCACCGGCCCCGUCACCGUGCCCUUCGUGCUGUCGCUGGGUAUCGGCUUCAGCAAAGCCACUGGCGCCGCAGAGGGCUUCGGCAUUCUCACCGCGGCCUCCGUGGCUCCCAUCAUCUCUGUGCUGCUGACCAACCUGUUCAAAAACCCGUUCAAGAAAGCCGUACGGACCAUGUCGCGCUCCAUGUCUCGCAUGUCGAGUCGCCGGGGAAGCCUCACCAGGAGCUCCCUUGCCGCCAUGUCGAAGCGGGCCAAGCGCCAUAAGGACACCAACCAAGCUAUCGACCAGAUGGCCGUCAUUGCGGCCGCCGCGGCGCGCCUCGAGACCCACUCCAACUGGACGCUGGGCACGUCUCCCUCCAUGGCUCCCAGCAGCGGACUGCACACGCCGGGUUCACUGGCCGCGCCCUCGAUGGAGCUCGCUCCGGCGUCAACACAGCAGACGGGUGCUCUCUCGCCGCGCGACGGCGUGCCGCGUGCCUAGCCAUGGAUACCAUGACCGUCGCGCACCCGCUCCGUGACGCCGGCGCGUAUGUCCACCCAAUCUCUGUGUUGCCACCAGCUAGCAGCAGUGGCGGCGGCGCCCGGCGCUGCCUUGCCUGAAUAAGGAUUAGCUGAAGCUGACCGAAGCCAAGACGCGCCCAUGAACGAGACCCUUGGAAGAGCAGAGUUUUGUGCGGUUCUGUCUAGCAACCGCUACUUUGGAGCCUUGGUGGCCCAUUGAAAGCACACUUUGGCGACCCUUAGGACAAUCGUCACCGUAAGACGUUGGGAUGAGUGUUGUGGUGCAAGGGAUGCAGGUUGCGCAAACAGGGUGUGUUGUCAAGUGAGUUUCCGUCUUCCGGAUUCGCAUGCAUAUGCAAGUAACAAUAAGUGCUCGGCUUGCAAAGGUGCAAUGGGGAUUGUUACGGUGUUUUGUCAGGACACACCGUACAGUCAUCAGAACGUGUGGAGUAUGCAGUGUCGUGCGUGCAGUGUUAACGGUGUUGGCUUGAUGCUGUCUGUUGUUGUGAAUUACAGCUUGCUACCAACUUGUCGUAUCCAGUUGUUUCUGUAUCGGUGUGUUGGGACACGUUGCGACACGCAUGCCGCCAGACUGACUUUGUCUGCCGGGCGCGUCAUAGUAACUACCGGUGUUCGUGACAGCCAUUGCAUGCGCCAUUGCGCCCAGACAGAGCCACGCAUCAGCUGCUUCCAUUCCAUCCGCUCACCUACCUGCGGCCAGCCGCUUGCUGCAACAAGAAUGUAGACGAUCAUAGAAAGGGAUGCAUCGGUGCGCCCCUGAUCAUAGAGGGGAGAUGCGAGGCUGUUGUCGGACCAAGCAUUGUAGCUUGUGCAUCGGCUGUGUGCGUGGGGUGCUGGCCAAGCGUUGUCAUGGUACGCUACUCUGAGGAGUGUCUGAGCAAGGAAGGAGCCAGGCCCCUGUGCAGCUUGUGUGUGGCUAGCACGUAUAAACGCGCCGGAGUGUGUGUGUGUGUUACAGGAUUGGAAGUGUGCAUUCCUAAUACCUGCAACGAGACUAACCGA